Messenger RNA from Lemur catta (Ring-tailed lemur), 2695 nucleotides. It is a transcript of the gene GLRB, whose product is annotated as glycine receptor beta. Gene Ontology annotation, molecular function: transmembrane signaling receptor activity; neurotransmitter receptor activity; extracellularly glycine-gated chloride channel activity. Gene Ontology annotation, cellular component: synapse; neuron projection; postsynaptic membrane. NCBI's taxonomy places the organism in Eukaryota, Metazoa, Chordata, Mammalia, Primates, Lemuridae. The record is from RefSeq and is a predicted model, not a curated record. The transcript has 10 exons. Gene Ontology annotation, biological process: chemical synaptic transmission; regulation of membrane potential; chloride transmembrane transport. The coding region runs from base 178 to 1671 and encodes 497 amino acids.
AGGCGCGUCAGCCGAGCUCGGCGGCGGCGCGGGCGGUGGGGACGCAGCUGCCCCCGCUCUGCGCCCGCCGCACCCCCAGCGGCCACCGCCACCUGGGCCCAGCGCGGCCACUGCCUCACCCGGCCGCUGCGGGCAGGGGCGACUCCCGAUCGAUCUUCUGAAAUUUAACUUUUCAAGAUGAAGUUUUUAUUGGCGAUUGCCUUUUUUAUUUUAAUUUCCUUGUGGGUUGAAGAAGCCUAUGCUAAAGAGAAAUCUUCAAAGAAAGGAAAGGGGAAAAAGAAGCAGUAUCUAUGCCCAUCUCAACAGUCAGCAGAGGAUCUGGCUCGAGUACCUGCCAACUCCACUAGCAAUAUCUUGAACAGGCUAUUGGUCAGUUAUGAUCCCAGGAUAAGACCAAAUUUCAAAGGCAUUCCUGUUGAUGUAGUAGUCAACAUUUUUAUUAACAGUUUUGGAUCAAUUCAAGAGACAACAAUGGACUAUAGAGUUAACAUCUUCCUGAGACAAAAAUGGAAUGAUCCCAGGCUGAAGCUGCCUAGUGAUUUUAGGGGCUCAGAUGCCCUGACAGUGGAUCCCACGAUGUAUAAGUGUUUGUGGAAACCUGACUUAUUUUUUGCAAAUGAAAAAAGUGCCAAUUUUCAUGAUGUAACCCAGGAAAAUAUCCUCCUCUUUAUUUUUCGGGAUGGAGAUGUUCUUGUUAGCAUGAGGUUAUCUAUUACUCUUUCAUGCCCUUUGGACUUGACUUUGUUUCCCAUGGAUACACAACGUUGCAAGAUGCAACUUGAGAGCUUUGGUUAUACAACUGAUGAUUUACGAUUCAUCUGGCAGUCAGGGGAUCCUGUUCAGUUAGAAAAAAUUGCCUUGCCUCAAUUUGAUAUUAAAAAGGAGGAUAUUGAAUAUGGCAACUGUACGAAAUACUAUAAAGGCACUGGCUACUACACCUGUGUGGAAGUCAUCUUCACCCUGAGGAGACAGGUCGGGUUUUACAUGAUGGGCGUCUAUGCCCCGACCCUGCUCAUUGUCGUUCUGUCCUGGCUUUCCUUCUGGAUCAACCCGGAUGCCAGCGCUGCCAGAGUGCCCCUGGGUAUCUUCUCAGUCCUCAGCUUGGCCUCUGAGUGCACGACCCUUGCUGCUGAGCUCCCCAAAGUGUCCUACGUGAAGGCUCUCGAUGUUUGGCUCAUUGCUUGCCUUCUCUUCGGGUUUGCCUCACUGGUGGAGUAUGCCGUCGUCCAGGUGAUGUUGAACAACCCCAAAAGGGUGGAAGCAGAAAAAGCCAGAAUUGCUAAGGCUGAGCAAGCAGAUGGGAAAGGUGGAAGCGUGGCUAAAAAGAAUACUGUGAACGGUACAGGGACUCCUGUUCAUAUUAGCACUUUGCAGGUUGGUGAAACUAGAUGCAAAAAGGUUUGUACUUCUAAGUCUGAUCUGAGAUCGAAUGACUUCAGCAUUGUUGGAAGCUUACCAAGAGAUUUUGAAUUAUCCAAUUAUGACUGCUAUGGAAAACCCAUUGAAGUCAACAAUGGACUUGGGAAAUCUCAGGCAAAGAACAACAAGAAGCCUCCCCCUGCCAAACCCGUUAUUCCAACAGCAGCAAAGAGAAUUGAUCUUUAUGCAAGAGCAUUGUUUCCUUUCUGCUUCUUGUUCUUCAAUGUUAUAUAUUGGUCUAUAUAUUUAUGAUAAAUUUUUUCCAUUUGUAUAAAAUAAAAUUCCAUUUCAUUGUGACCAAACCCACUUACAAAUGCCAAUCUGUGAAAAUCUUUGCAUUUUCAUAGCAAUAUAUUGCAUUUUGGAUGCCAUUGGUUUGAAAAAAAAAUGUGACACCUUUAUUUUGAAUGGCAGCAUGAUUAUAUAAUGUCUGUGCUCUAACAAUGAUGUAUAUAUGUAUAAUGAACAUAUUGCUUUAGGAAUAAAUGAAAGAUAAAUAUACUACAUAAUAUAAAUGCAAACAGCUCUCUUCAGUUAAUAUAAACUGCAAAUAUUUCAGAUAAUUCUGAUAAUAAAAUGAUAUGCACGCUGAAUCCUGUUAUGGGCAACAUUCUAAUAUAUGUAGUAUUUCAAAUUUCCUUCCUUGUAACUUUCAAAGAAAGACAUCUUAUUCUUGUAUAAUUUUAGAAGGUAUUAUCACAGAUUAUGCAAAAUUGUAUUACAUAUUGUUUAAACUUUGUAAGUAGAAAUAUAUCCAUUACAAUUCUUCAGGCUCUAUGGAAAAACAAAGUUCAAAAAUUAUGAAUUUGUAAAAUCAACUCAUUUUAAAGUGUACUUGUGUUGUCAAAAUGUCAGAUAAUGAUUCACAGUAAGUGUUUUUGAAACAAAGGGAAACCUGGACUUAUGUAAAAGCGUACUGAAUUCUGCCUUCUGAUAAAAUAAAAAAUAAAUAAAGGAUAGAUGCAUUGAUUAAAUAUUUAGGAUAAAAGAAAUUCUACUUAAUCCACCUUAAAACCUAAAUAUAUUUCCAUGGAUUUCAUUUGUUGAUACAGAGUACACAAAAACAUUGUGCCUUAAAUACAGUCAUACAUAUUUUAAAUUGGAAUGCAGUACUAGACAUGUGAUUUUACCUCAUUUUUAAGAAGCCAAAAAUAAAUAUUCUAUUACCAGAAGUAGCUUGGGUUCAAAAUAAACCCAUAAUCAUUAAAAGAUUUUUAACUUCUUUAUUUUAUUAAAAUGCUUACAUAUUUUUGCUUAAAUUAAAAAUGUUUUCUGA